This is a messenger RNA of Numida meleagris (helmeted guineafowl), 2103 nucleotides long. RefSeq names its product zinc finger CCCH domain-containing protein 11A-like. The transcript is spliced from 8 exons. Bases 1256 to 1996 code for a protein of 246 amino acids. The record is from RefSeq and is a predicted model, not a curated record. Lineage: Eukaryota; Metazoa; Chordata; Aves; Galliformes; Numididae.
CUUUCAAUUCCUUUCGCAACUGGGGUGUUGAUGCAGGUGUACAUAUCUACUGUUUUGUCAUUCUGUUUUAUGUAGAGGAAUAGUAAAAUAUGCAGUCUCUGUAAAAUUUCGUUCAGGUAUAUUACUUUCUUUGCCAUUAGGAAGCAAUAGCUUGGAAAAGGUGGUGUCACCCAGGAGCCUGCCCAGUGAACUGAUGUCUCAUUGUUUGGAUCUACUGAAAACCACCCUGAUGACAAAAGAAUGUUUGCAUUGUUUCUGUGCUGUGUCAGUACAGUCCUGAGGAGCAGGUCAGCUUGUGCUGCAAGAGGAUGGUAUUGCAGUAUGAAUGAAGGUCAGCAUAGGAGCAGCUGCUGAUGGGAGGAAGGAAGUCCAGGCUAAUGAACUCUAAAGCAUCUCCCAGUUAGGUACCAGAGGAGGCAGGAAUGAUGAUGUAGAAGGAUAUGAGAAGCUCCCCAGCUUGAAGCCACAAAACCUGCAGAAACCUGCAGGAGAGCCGGAGCACGUGUCAAUGCCCAGGAGGAAAUCCAGCCUCAGUGUUUGAGCAGCACCUGGCCGUGGAGCACUGCGGCCCAAGAACAGAAUUAUUCUGCCUUUGCCAAGCUGGCAUCCCAAGAAGGACUUGUCUGUCCUUGUAAAAACCAGAGGGCUGGCUCAUCCAAAUGCUUGCUGAUUGCUUGGGAGCUCAAAUCUUUCUGGCCUCCAAGCUGGAGGCAGCCUGGAGGCAACAUCUCCUUGGUCUGAUUGUGCAGUGUCUGAGCGAGAGGGUGACCCAACCUGGCUGCACAAGAGUCAUCUUCAUUUCUGUUAUUUUGCUUCAAACAAGCCCCCUGGGUGACCCUGGUGUUGGUUUCCUAAAAUUUGCAUCUGGGAGGCGUCCAUUUCCUUUGCUUGUGAUGAAAGCACAGAAGUGAUGGGGGCACUCGCCAAGGUCACAAUCAUUGCCAGGGUGGGAGUGUUUGUCCCACAGCUGGUGAGCAAAGCUGGUGCUCUGGAGAGCGUGCUGCACACACAGACCGAGCUCUGGGCCUUCCUUGGAAGAGAUCACCCCGUGAGAGCCCGUCAGAAGCACCGCUGUGGUGUGUACAUGACCUGGACGCAGCUUAGACUGACCAGGCUGAACAGGGUUUCUUUCCAAAAGGAGAUUUUGGGAAUCAAGGCAGUCCAAGAAAGAGGGAAGCCAGCUCUUUCCAAGAGUGGGGAAGUCCCUGUGGAGAGAACCCCAAGAACUUGAGCUUCCUCUGAGACAUUCCCCACCAUGUCUCAGCAAGGAGACAACCGCUAUUCUGACUUCUGCUCUCCAUGUGGGAAGAAGAAGCGCAGUGCGAUUCCCUGCAUUUGGGAACAGCAGCCAGCAGGCUGUCAGAAUGCCAGCUGCGCCUUUCAGCGUGCAAAGGGACGCGAUGGGGAUGGACCAUCUUUACCGCCACGCAAAAGGAUGGAGUCUGCAUGUCUGUGGAACGGUGCUGGGCAAGGGGGAAAACGGAAAGCCUCUGCAGAGAGAGGUGCUGAACCAAAUGGCAAAAUCUAUGUGAAAACGGUGGAAGAAGUCUGUUCUGGGGGAGCUCGUCUCCAGGUUGGAGGGCUUCCUGGAAGAGCAGGUCCCAGCUCAGGGAGAAGACCUUCCCCUGCAGUCGACAUCUACUCUUUCUCCAAGACUCUGGCUGGAAGGAAGCGCAAGGGCUUGGAAAAAGAGGAACAAAAAGCAGAGCUGUUGCCUGCCAAGAAACAAGUAAAGGGGGGGCGCAGUGGGGAGAAGGCUCAGAGGGUGCAUCAGAGCAGAGGCGGUGUGCCAGCUCCACCAGCGCACCCUGGGCCUGCCCGAACGCCAAGUAAGCAGUUACAGACCUCAAAGCUAAGAGCAAGAAGAAGACGACAACAAAAAGAGAGGAGAGCAGAAAUGAAGAAGGCUUCUCUCAGAGCUGCUGCUGCAUGUGCAGAGUCCUCCACAGUGAACAGCCUUGUGGAGAUGAUGCAGAAGCUGCAGCUGAAAGACUGAGUGGAGGAGCAGCAGAAGGCAGUGGCUGCUGUGCACAGCACUACAGUGCUCUGAGUGCCGCCCAACUCGGCACUCUAAGUCUGGUUGCAUUCAAUAAAUGAUCACAA